Messenger RNA from Drosophila rhopaloa, 1151 nucleotides. RefSeq names its product carbonic anhydrase 2 (gene CAH5). The coding region runs from base 52 to 954 and encodes 300 amino acids. The record is from RefSeq and is a predicted model, not a curated record. The transcript is spliced from 6 exons. Gene Ontology annotation, cellular component: cytoplasm. Lineage: Eukaryota; Metazoa; Arthropoda; Insecta; Diptera; Drosophilidae. Gene Ontology annotation, molecular function: zinc ion binding; carbonate dehydratase activity.
UCCAACGGGAACAGAUCUGAAAGUGGUAACAAGAAAAGUUUGUCAUUGAAAAUGCUCUGCUUUAGUUUUUGCUGGCUGCUAGCCUUGUGUGGCUGCACUUUGGCCAACAUACAGAUACCGGAGGAGUAUCUGGCCGCCAUAAGGCAGGAUCGGGCAGAUGACCAGUCGGCAGGUGAGUAUAACUAUGAUAAACAGGGCGAUGAUUGGACUGGAACCUGCGCAACUGGAAGCAAACAGUCACCGAUUAACCUGAAUCUUGAUGAAUCAAAAAUAGUGGCCAUUCCCCGCCUGUGUUUCUACCACUAUGACCAAGCACUGCAAACUCCCUUGGUGAUUACGAAUAAUGGACACACAGCAAACAUGGUAAUACCUCCUACAAGAGGAGGCCAGCGCGCCGGAAUAAAUGGUGGCCUUUUGCCUGGCGACUUCGAGGUGCAAAGUGUACACUUCCAUUGGGGGUCGAAAAAUAGCAAAGGAUCGGAACAUUCUAUAGGCAAUAGGCGCUACGAUGUGGAAAUGCAUAUUGUUCAUAAGAAUGUCAAGUAUGACACAAUGGGCGAGGCAACGUUGCAUCCUGACGGUUUGGCCGUUUUGGGGGUGAUGUUAAGGUCAACGUAUAUACUUACUUUUCAAAACGGUCUCGACAAGAUAUUUAAUCAGUUGCCGAAAAUAGAGCAAUACAGUUCGAAUGCAACGAUAACCGGAACACUGACUGUGGGGCAGUUGUUGGGAGGUAUCAUUACGGAUCAGUUCUUUACUUAUAAUGGAUCUCUAACCACACCGGAUUGCGCCGAAGCUGUCACAUGGACUGUUUUUUCCGCUGUUAUAAACUAUUCCGGUCGUCAGAUUGCUAAGCUCUGGAAACUCAAGGACUCACGAGAAAAGCCACUCGUCAACAACUAUCGCAAAAUCCAAGAAAUCAAUGGAAGAGAUGUUUAUUUUAGAGCACUUUAAAGUUAGCAUUACUAAAUUCAAAAAUGGUAAAAUGGAUUAUUAAAACCAUUAAAAGAAAACUAUAAAAUAAAAUCGGAAAUAUGUAGAUACAGACUUCUAUGAGAAUGUUUGCAAUGCAGGACCCAGAAUAUGACUGCGCUUAUGACAGUUUAAUUAAAAAAAUAUUUAUCACAAUAAAAAAUCAGCUAACUUGAAAA